Messenger RNA from Sinocyclocheilus anshuiensis, 2133 nucleotides. Its product is annotated as phospholipid phosphatase-related protein type 5-like. The transcript is spliced from 8 exons. Lineage: Eukaryota; Metazoa; Chordata; Actinopteri; Cypriniformes; Cyprinidae. The coding region runs from base 553 to 1596 and encodes 347 amino acids. The record is from RefSeq and is a predicted model, not a curated record. Gene Ontology annotation, molecular function: phosphatidate phosphatase activity. Gene Ontology annotation, cellular component: plasma membrane. Gene Ontology annotation, biological process: signal transduction; phospholipid metabolic process; phospholipid dephosphorylation.
CAUGUGGGGGCGAGUGUGGCCGCUUUGGAGUGAGUCACCAUGGAAGGAUGAGUGAUGUUUCCUGCUCCAUAUGGCUGGAAAUCAGAAGGAUGUGGAGAAGGAAGGAGGGUGGGGGUGUGGUAUUCCCCAAACGCUAGCUCUAAUUACCCUGUAUGGCAAAAUCCCUUUAGGGUUUUACGCUCUUAUUGCUUUCGCAUGAAUCCCCCACCGUUAAUAGCUUGAAAUUGUGAUGCUGGCGGCUGAUGCAUGUGGUGAUUUGAAACGUGCAUUUGUUUUGGGGGUGGCUGAAACCCAGAGACACGUUAAAAUCAAAGAUGAGACAGUGGAGCGAUAGAUUUAGACACGCACACACAGUGUAAUCCAGGUGCUUACAACAGUACGCCAGCAAGAGGAUUACGCUCUUGAUUUGAGCAUGUGUUUUAUUAUAUUACUGGGUUGGACAAAUGAAGGAAUGCUGAGAAGAGAGCGAGACAAGUGACAAGUUGUGCAGCAUGUCUUGAAUAAAGUGGGAGUGUGAGAGGAGGAACAGAGCAGAAAGAAGAGGGAUCUACAAUGGCAGCAGAAGAGAAGCCUGCUGCGAAGAGCAGUAGCUCCAUUGUACCAUGCUUCCUAUUUGUGGAGCUGGUGAUCAUGGCAGGCACUGUUCUUCUGGCGUACUACUUCGAAUACACGGACACCUUUCCCGUGCACAUCCAGGGGUUCUUCUGCUUCGACAAGGCGUUCUCCAAACCUUACCCUGGACCGGAUGAGAGCAGUAACGUACCGCCGGUGCUCGUGUACUCUCUGGUAGCUGCUAUUCCCACUAUAACCAUUCUGGCUGGCGAGGUGAUGGUGUUUUUCAUGAGGUCGGAGGGCAUGCAGGAGAAGACCAUAGUCACAGCCGACUGCUGUUACUUCAACCCUCUGCUGAGACGCAUCAUACGCUUCCUAGGUGUCUAUACCUUCGGCGUGUUCACAACCACCAUCUUUGCCAGUGCCGGACAGGUAGUAACAGGAAACCAGACGCCUCACUUCCUAUCAGCGUGCAGACCAAACUACACAGCACUGGGCUGCCAUUCCAACCUACAGUACAUCACCGAGCGCAAAGCCUGCACAGGAAACCCCCUCAUAGUAGCAUCUGCACGGAAAUCCUUUCCCUCCAAAGAUGCGGCCCUUAGUGUUUUUUCUGCAGUCUAUACAGUAAUGUACGUGACGUUGGUGUUUAGGACUAAAGGGACGCGUCUGACCAAACCCACGCUCAGUCUGACUCUGCUGUGUCUGGCCAUGCUGGUGGGUGUGGUCAGAGUGGCUGAAUACCGCAACCACUGGGCCGACGUCCUCGCUGGAUACUUCACCGGCGGAGCCAUCGCUGUCUUUCUGGUGACGUGUGUGAUCAACAGCUUCCAGCAGACAAAGCCCCCACCCCCGCCGGUGCGACUCCAGCGUCCUGAGUCUGUCCUGGGCAUGCCCAUGGUGGCGCUGCCCUGCGUAGAGAGUCCACUUGAAAAACUCCAAGGGGAUCUCCAUUCACUGAGAUCACAUGACCAUCAGCCUCAUCGGGUCCCCGUCCCCCCCGAUGUCCUCAAACUGUCUCGCUCCAUUUCCAGCGAAGUGUAGACCAGCCGUCCCAGCACGCGCGCCACUGCGCUGCCCACUCCGGGGGACGCUCUGCCGCUCUGCACCGCUCCUACUCGACACAGGUCUAGAUUUUCUCACCUCCAACCCCUCAUCUUCCAUAUUCCUCCAUGCUGCCAAUAGGGCCUCCACAAACCACUCAAACAAACCACGAGAAGCACUUUUAGAGAGCCUGCUCAAAGAUCGCGAACGUCUGAACGAAAGCCAUAAAUCACAGGUAGGCGUCUCACUCUUGCCAGGGAGUUUGUUUGGACUGUGGGUGGAGGAUUCGCACCUGUUUAGACCUCUCAAAACCAACCCGACCUACUUCCUGGGGAACCGAUGAAGAAGUCUUGAUCAGCUUUUGGCUGAAAUUCCAAACUCUGGCUGCAAUUUUUACUGCAGUGUCAGUUUGUAUGUAAAUACAUUCACUGUUUUCUUGAUCUUUUUGUUAAAGGCAUGUCUAUUUUGUUCCAUUUUGUUCAUUAGGGUGACCAUACGUCCUCUUUUUCCCAGACGGAGUUUUUAAAUUGCCUAAAA